GACGAACUCAUCACCGCCACCUCCUCCUUCUCCUCCUCGGCCCCUCAUUUCCUCGUUCUGGGUCGUCUUCUUCGUAAAUUGAGAGGGCAUUCGCUCGUAAAAAACCCUAAUUCUCCAUCCAGGGUUUCUAAGAGGAGGCCGUUUCUUCUGUUUCUUCGGGCGGAUCAAUCGAGAGGCGUCGACGAGGGAGGGGAUUUGGGUCGUCAAGCCCUAGGGCCUUUUCCUUUGAUUCGGGAGUGGGAUCUCGUAGCGGUGUGCGAGCCAUGAGGCCCAUGGCGACGUUGCAGGAUCUGAUCGAGGAGGCGAAGGUUCGAACAGUGUGGUGGGGGAUAUGCGUCUUCGUCAUCUCCUACUUUUUGUCGCAUACAAGUAAAUCUAUGUGGACAAAUAUCCCAAUGUCAAUUCUCAUACUCACGUUCUUCCGCUAUCUGUCCUAUGAGGUGGAGAUUCGGUGGAGGACACCGCCAGUGCGUAGGCAGACAUAUCUAUCUCAUUUGGCAAGAAGGCAAUUAUCUGUGAACGACUAUCGUCUUUCAACUAUGCCGCCGAUUUCAAGACGGAGGAGGAAGAUUGAUUCACCUUCUAUUGAGGCUGCGAUUGAGAAUUUUAUUGAUAAGAUCUUACAGGAUUUUGUCGUUGAUCUGUGGUACUCAUCUAUAACUCCUGACAAGGAGGCACCAGCUCUAAUACGCGCCUUAAUUCUCGAUGUUCUUGGUGAAGUUUCAGUAAGAGUCAAAGAGAUCAACCUUGUAGACUUGCUAACAAGGGAUAUAGUUGACCUAAUAGGAAACCAGCUGGACCUUUACAGAAAAAAUCAAUCAGAGAUAGGUGCAGAUGUCAUGGGGACAUUAUCAUUGGAGGAAAGGGAUGAGAGACUGAAGCAUCAUUUAAUAGCUUCUCAUGAACUUCACCCUGCUUUGUUGUCUUCAGAGAAUGAAUACAAGGUUCUUCAACGAAUGGUUGGAGGAAUACUGGCUAUAGUCCUGAGAGCACAAGAAGCUCAAUGCCCGUUAGUUCACUGCUUCAGCAGAGAGUUGUUGACAUGCCUAGUUUUGCAGCCUGUCAUGAACUUUGCAAGCCCUGGGUACAUAAAUGAGCUAAUUGAGUACAUCUUCCUAUCCAAUAAACAUAACAACGGCGGAUUGGGUGACUCUGAUAGGUCAAGUCAUGCUACUGCUAGUGUUUCUCAUGAUCACCCUGUUUCCAAAGGAGAUGUUCGGGGUUCUCAACCUGAAUCAAAACAUACAUCUUCCAUUCAAUCGAGUGAUUUAACACUGGUCAAAAGUAGUGGAGAAAGCAAGCUUACUAGUUCUGAGCAUGGCAACCCUAAGUCAAACGAUGCUUCUGAGAGUCAUAUUCAGCAGAGGCCAGCUGAUUGGGCAAUGGUAUUGGAGGCUGCUACUAAAAGGAGAUCUCAAGUUCUUGCACCUGAGAAUCUUGAUAACAUGUGGACAAAAGGAAGAAACUACCAAAAGAAAACUGUCAAUCUUUUAAAAGCAGAAAAAUCUUCAGGAUUGGUUAGAAGUCCUGGAGUAGGUACUAUAACCCACACAGGAACUACAGAGAAGGAUUCAUUGACCAAUUUGAAUGAAAGGAUUACAUAUAUAGAUGAUAAAUAUAUGGUUAACUUGAUGCAUGGAUCCAACCCUAAUACUCGAUCAAAUGCAGCAGUAGAUAGUAGGCCACAUGCAUCACAGGAUCUGGCAGCAGGGAAGUCAAAUGAGGAGGUUUAUUUUGGCUCUGAUAGUCUAGAAAGUGCAUCAAAAGUUACUAAACGCAGCCGAAGUCAAAUGAAACGAUCUAGUAGCACUCCUGAUAUUGGAAUAGCAUUUAUGGGCAAAAGUGGCGAAACUAUUGCUUCACAUGAAAGCCCAAAUUCUGGCAAAGAGAAGGAAGUACACAGUGCUGCAAUAGUUUUGCAUAGUGAAGGAUCGUUGAGUGUCCCAAAACUCAGGUGCCGGGUUGUUGGCGCAUAUUUUGAGAAAACUGGAUCAAAAUCUUUUGCAGUUUAUUCAAUUGCUGUAACUGAUACAGACAACAAGACCUGGUUUGUGAAAAGAAGAUAUCGAAAUUUUGAGCGCUUGCACCGUUAUCUGAAAGAGAUACCCAAUUAUUCAUUACAGUUGCCUCCAAAGAGGUUUCUAUCAUCCAGUAUUGAUGAUUAUCUUGUGCACCAGAGAUGUAUCCUUCUUGACAAAUAUCUCCAAGAACUUCUGUCUAUAGCAAAUAUUGCAGAGCAGCAUGAAGUUUGGGACUUUUUAUGUGCUUCUUCAAAGAAUUAUUCUUUUGGAAAAUCUACCUCAGUGAUGAAGACAUUGGCAGUUAAUGUGGACGAUGCUAUGGACGACAUUGUUCGUCAGUUCAAAGGCGUUUCAGAUGGCCUCAAGCGCAAAGUUGUUAACUCAUCACCAUCUUAUUAUGUAGCUUCUUCACCACUGGGGGAAAAGAGCAUGGCACUGUCCUGGAACGGGGAGGAUACAAAUAAGCAUAAUCGUGUUUUUAGUAAUGUCAAAACUUCUCACAGCUUGUCUGAUGACGAAAGCCACUAUGAAGGCAAGCCUUUGGCAGUAAAUGAUGGGUGGCACUCGGACAAUGAAUUGAACUCCAAAGAGUUUCCUCCUCGCGUUGUUAAGCGCAUUGAAGAAACUUGUUUGGAAUCUCAGAGAAACCAGCAGUUAGAUAAAUUAGAUAGAAUUAGUUUUGAUGGUCCGAGUGCAUUGUUAUCUCCUGAUUUAUUUCAAGAUCCUGUUGGAAUGCCUCCUGAGUGGACGCCACCAAAUGUAAGUGUGCCACUAUUAAAUCUUGUUGACAAGAUAUUCCAACUAAAGCAGAGAGGUUGGUUAAGGAGACAGGUUUAUUGGAUUUCAAAGCAAAUUUUGCAGCUGAUGAUGGAAGAUGCAAUUGAUGAUUGGAUUCUAAGGCAAAUCCAUUUGCUUCGAAGGGAUGACGUUAUUGCGCAAGGGAUUCGUUGGGUACAUGAUGUUCUCUGGCCCAACGGCACAUUCUUUACCAGGUUGGAAGGAUUUCAGAGUAGAACGGAAGAAAACCAACCUAACUCGGGACCAGUUCAAAGUACAAAUAGGAUGUAUGGCGAUAAAGCCAGUAGGCCGAGCUCUUUUGAGCAGCAGCUUGAGGCAUCUCGCAGAGCAAGUGAUGUCAAGAACUUGUUGCUCUCUGGAGCUCCAACAGCACUAGUGAGCUUAAUUGGGCAUAAACAAUACCGGCGCUGUGCGAGGGACAUCUACUAUUUUCUCCAGUCCACUGUUUGCGUUAAGCAGCUGGCAUAUACUAUGCUGGAACUCGUGCUCGUAACGGUAUUCCCAGAGCUACGCGAAUUAGUUGCGGAUAUCCAUGAGAACGCGCGUAAUCAGCACACUUCAGAGAACAGGCAGAGUUGAAAAGGAGAUUUGCCUUUUUUUAUUCUCGAAGGCAUCAGCGGUCAUGCAGUUAAUACACAGCCGGCUGAGCAGCUGGUGAGCUACGGCUCGGCAAGCCACUUUUGCAUGCUCUCUACUGGUCAGCACUUUUUUUGGCUUUGCCGUUUUGCAUUUAGGCAGAGAUGAAUCUUGGAUUGGCGAGUGGGACUUACGUUCACGUUCAGAAACUGUACAGGUGUAAACUGUAGUCUCUUGUAUAUGUUUUGGCCUAGUUGGAAGCGGGUUUAUGACGACGUUGCUCCGAAGAAAACUAGUCUAGCGCCUGGUUGCUGAUGGGUUUGUAUGUUAGUGGCAUUCUUUUGUUUUACAAUAGUUUCUCCCCUUUUUUUGAUUGUGCAAAGGAAAAAUUACAGAUACCAAGAUUCUAGGAAUUCACAAAUAUUCUUCAUUGAUAAUCUGUAUUAAACUCGCUUCUCUCUACCACAGUUUGUUGAAUCAUGAGUGAAGGUAAUCAGAUUCAAAUUCAGGAAAA
Ananas comosus (pineapple) is the source of this 3909-nucleotide messenger RNA. RefSeq lists its product as uncharacterized. The transcript has 15 exons. The coding region runs from base 264 to 3398 and encodes 1044 amino acids. The record is from RefSeq and is a predicted model, not a curated record. Gene Ontology annotation, molecular function: phosphatidylinositol binding. NCBI's taxonomy places the organism in Eukaryota, Viridiplantae, Streptophyta, Magnoliopsida, Poales, Bromeliaceae.